UGCAGAUGGAAAUGUGCCACGUCCUGCAGCCUGCCAAAAGAGAGAAGAGCUUCGUUCAUGAUACGUUUCCUUCUUCAUAGCCCAGAGAUGUAGGCACUUAGGAAGCAUUUUGCUAGCCAAAGUGAAAAGGAUGGAGGCAGCCUUUAUAAGCAGCUGCCAGUCUCGUCACCAGAGCCCAGUGCCAGCCCCCGAGGACCAGCUCCAUCUCCCUGCUGGGAUCGGCGGCAGAGCUGGGACUGUGUGAAAGGCUGCGGGUAUGGAACGCAUUAGUUAAGAGCAGGGGUGGGAAGAGGGAGGCUUGGGACAUUCUGCUUGUAGCGGCCGCCAAAACCGUGGCUGUCCAAAAGGCUGUGUAGGAGGGUGAAGGCGUGCGGAUGGCCCUGAUGAGCAGCGCUUUUUGUUCUGAAACAAAAGGAAAUGCCACCUACAGCAAAGGCAUCGCCCGCUGAACAACAGUCCUGCAGCCUUUGACUUCGGUUGGCAGAAGGGGAAGAACCCUUGAGAUCAACGUGGGGAGAAAGAAGAAAAGCAGUGAAGGAGUCGCUGUGUGAUGCACGACAGAUCUGAGCCGAAGUGCAGAAGUGCUGGCGAAAAAGAGACUUGGCAAUAGAAACUGUCUACUCCAGACUGAACCGAUAAAGCCCAGGAGCCCCUCACACGCCACCCCCCGACAUCCUCCGCCGUUCAGCAGGAGCGAGCCCGUGUCACACAGGAAUGGCAGAGCAUCAGCCGCACAGCAGCGAUGAGAGAGACUGACAUUCGUACAAGUCUCUUCUGGCUCCUUCUCCACAAUGGCUGGUGCCUCUGCAUAUUCAUUGGAUGGUAAUGCAGGAUGUCGAGAGCGGCGGUAGAGUUUGGCUUGGUCCCAUUGUGUUUUUCUUCUGCCGGUUGAGAGUUUGAAUCACCAUGACAACGCUGUGACACUUCCAGCAACGGUUGCCCGCAGACCAAGGGUAGGCUAGGGGUGGGUGAGAAGGUCAAUGAUUGAGUCUAACGGGAUCAAAAGUUGUGCCUGCAGCAAAACGACUGUAGAAAAGCCGUCGGUACGACAUGAAGAUGAAAUUCCCCUUCUAUUGGCUUCUCGUUAAGCAGGCGCAAUAACAUUUUUUUUCGAGAGACUCGCUAUAAAAACUCUUUUGGUUAUGGCUACUGAUCCAACGUGAUUGGGCGCGCAGCGACUUUUGAACUCAUGACUGGAUAUACGAUGUUGCGGAAUGGGGGAGUGGGGAACGGAGGCCAGCCGUGGGUGUUGAGGUGGUCCAGUCGGAUCCGGCUCACGUGGCUUAGUUUCACCCUCUUUAUUAUCCUUGUCUUCUUUCCCCUCAUUGCCCACUACUACCUAACCACCAUCGAUGACGCGGACGAUGCCGGCAAGCGCAUCUUUGGCCCUCGGACUGGCAAUGAGCUGUGCGAGGUAAAGCAUGUGCAAGACCUGUGUCGCAUCCGCGAGUCGGUCAGCGAGGAGCUGCUCCAGCUGGAGGCCAAGCGGCAGGAGCUCAACAGCGAGAUCGCCAAGCUCAACUUGAAGAUCGAGGCCUGCAAAAAAAGCAUUGAAAAUGCCAAGCAGGACCUGCUGCAGCUGAAGAACGUCAUCAGCCAGACCGAGCAUUCCUACAAAGAGCUGAUGGCUCAGAAUCAGCCCAAGCUCUCCUUGCCCAUCCGGCUCCUGCCAGACAAAGACGAUGUGACCUUCCCCUUGCCAAAAUCCAACCGGAACUGCAGGCUGCACAACUGCUUUGACUACUCGCGCUGCCCAUUGACAUCUGGCUUUCCAGUCUAUGUCUACAAUAGUGAUGAUUACCCUUUUGGUAGUUCCUUAGACCCUUUAAUUAAACAAGCCUUUGAGGCGACUGUCAGAACUAAUGUUUAUGUUACUGAAAAUGCAAAUAUUGCUUGUGUGUAUAUAAUUUUAGUGGGGGAAAUGCAAGAGCCCGUAAUGCCAAAACCUACUGAACUAGAGCAACAGUUGCACUCUUUGCCAUAUUGGAGGACUGAUGGACAUAACCAUCUCAUCAUCAAUUUAUCAAGGAAAUCGGAAACUCAGAACUUCAUUUACAACAUCAGCACAGGGCGCGCCAUGAUUGCCCAGUCCACCUUUUACGAUGUGCAGUAUCGACCGGGGUUUGAUAUUGUGGUAUCGCCUCUGGUCCACGCUAUGUCUGAACCUAACUUCCUAGAAAUCCCGCCCCAGGUGCCGGUCAAGCGUAAAUAUCUGUUUAGUUUCCAGGGGGAGAAGAUUGAGUCUCUCAGAUCUAGCUUGCAAGAGGUUCGCUCUUUCGAAGAGGAAAUAGAAGGCAAUGCCCCAGCUGACUACGACGAUCGGAUCAUCACCACCUUGAAGGCUGUUCAGGACAGCAAGUUGGACUUUGUUUUGGUGGAAUUCACGUGUAAGAACCAGCCUAAGGCGAGUCUGCCCACUGAGUGGGCUCUGUGUGGAGAAAGGGACGACAGACUAGAGCUACUGAAGCUAUCUACUUUUGCACUGAUAAUCACCCCAGGGGACACCCAUUUAGUGAUCUCCGCCGGGUGUGCCAUGAGACUGUUUGAGGCUCUGGAAGUUGGAGCCAUCCCGGUGGUUCUUGGAGAGCAAGUUCAGCUACCCUAUAAUGAUGUGAUCCGGUGGAACGAGGCAGCCUUAAUCAUACCAAAGCCACGUAUCACAGAAGUGCACUUUCUUCUGAGAAGCAUUUCUGACAACGAUCUCCUUGCCAUGAGGAGGCAGGGCCGCUUCUUGUGGGAGACCUACUUCUCCACUUCUGACAACGUGUUCAGCACAGUCUUAGCUAUCAUAAGGACUCGAAUCCAAAUCCCGGCUGCUCCUAUCCGAGAAGAAACCGCCGUGGAGAUUCCCCACCGCUCUGGCAAAGCUGCUGGUACAGACCCCAAUAUGGCAGACAACGGUGACCUGGACUUGGGGCCUGUGGAAACAGAACCACCCUAUGCAUCUCCCAAAUAUCUCCGUAAUUUCACCCUCACUGCAAUGGACAUCUACAGGAAUUGGAAUUCUGCUCCGGGGCCUUUCCAUCUCUUCCCCUACACUCCCUUUGACCCUGUUUUACCAUCGGAAGCAAAAUUUUUGGGGUCCGGGACUGGAUUUCGACCAAUUGGUGGAGGAGCAGGUGGCUCUGGGAAGGAGUUCCAGGCUGCUUUGGGUGGCAACGUCCCCCGGGAGCAGUUCACAGUAGUGAUGUUGACUUACGAGCGGGAGGAAGUGUUGAUGAACUCCCUAGAAAGGCUCAAUGGUCUCCCGUACUUAAAUAAAGUUGUGGUAGUGUGGAACUCUCCCAAGCUUCCCUCUGAGGAUCUCUUGUGGCCAGACAUUGGCGUCCCAAUCAUGGUUGUCCGCACAGAGAAAAACAGCCUGAACAACCGGUUCCUGCCGUGGGAUGAGAUCGAGACGGAGGCCAUCCUGUCCAUCGACGAUGAUGCUCACCUUCGCCACGACGAGAUCAUGUUUGGGUUCCGUGUCUGGAGAGAGGCGAGGGACCGCAUCGUUGGCUUCCCGGGGCGCUACCACGCGUGGGACAUCCCCCAUCAGUCCUGGCUCUACAACUCCAACUACUCUUGCGAGCUCUCUAUGGUGCUCACUGGUGCUGCCUUCUUCCAUAAGUAUUACGCCUACCUGUACUCCUACGUGAUGCCGCAAGCCAUCCGCGACAUGGUGGAUGAAUACAUCAACUGCGAGGACAUCGCCAUGAACUUCCUGGUCUCUCACCUGACGAGAAAGCCUCCCAUAAAGGUGACCUCCCGCUGGACUUUCCGCUGCCCCGGGUGCCCCCAGGCGCUUUCGCACGACGACUCUCACUUCCACGAGCGACACAAGUGCAUCAACUUCUUCGUCAAGGUGUACGGGUACAUGCCCCUCCUGUACACCCAGUUCCGCGUGGACUCGGUCCUCUUCAAGACCCGCCUGCCCCACGACAAGACAAAAUGCUUCAAGUUCAUCUAGAAGCGGACGCAGCCGGGCGCUCUCGGCUCUCCGGACUUGGGCCGGAGGCGGGUGAGGGCAGAGGGUGGCUCUUUGGCAGGGCGACGAGGGCAAAAUGCCUUUUGCUAUUGACUCCGGCCUCCCUCCCGCGGAGCAAAAGGGACGUCCUGGAUUUGGACGGGCACAUUUCCCCCUCCCCUCCCGCGCUCCCCGCAGCGACUCAACCGAGCGACGGGGAACAGGAUCUCACGGCUUCUGUAAAGAGACUCCCUAGGAUCGUACACUGAGGAAUGGCGCCUUGGCUAGUGGCUCUGCCCCUUCCCUAGCCAAGGGCAACCAUUCUUUUUAAUUAUAAUUAUUGUUAUUUAAAAUGAAAGUGUUUUAGAUUUGC
Chroicocephalus ridibundus (black-headed gull) is the source of this 4319-nucleotide messenger RNA. It is a transcript of the gene EXTL3, whose product is annotated as exostosin like glycosyltransferase 3. Bases 1190 to 3949 code for a protein of 919 amino acids. Gene Ontology annotation, cellular component: membrane. Gene Ontology annotation, molecular function: glycosyltransferase activity. NCBI's taxonomy places the organism in Eukaryota, Metazoa, Chordata, Aves, Charadriiformes, Laridae. The transcript is spliced from 8 exons. The record is from RefSeq and is a predicted model, not a curated record.